Entelurus aequoreus (snake pipefish) is the source of this 248-nucleotide messenger RNA. RefSeq names its product phosphatidylinositol N-acetylglucosaminyltransferase subunit Y-like. The transcript has a single exon. Lineage: Eukaryota; Metazoa; Chordata; Actinopteri; Syngnathiformes; Syngnathidae. The record is from RefSeq and is a predicted model, not a curated record. The coding region runs from base 1 to 213 and encodes 70 amino acids.
AUGUUCUCCCUGUCUGUGAUGGUUGGACUGGUGCCCAUCGUGUCUCUAUUUGGUUUGUUCUACUCUGCUGCAGUGGAUGAGAACUUCCCUCUAGGCUGCACCAGCAGUAAUAAUGUGUGUUUCUACAGCCUGCUGCUUCCUGUCACCAUCCCUGUCUAUGUCUUCUUCCACCUGUGGAGCUGGAUGGGAAUCAAGCUCUUCAGGCAUAACUGAAAUGGGGGAAAAAGAAUAAAAAGAUGUUUACUGUG